Molecule: messenger RNA, 624 nt
Organism: Gongylonema pulchrum
Lineage: Eukaryota; Metazoa; Nematoda; Chromadorea; Rhabditida; Gongylonematidae
Source: the annotation of a GenBank genome assembly
AUGAAAGUGCUGGAUAAUUUUUCACCAGGAUAUAGUCUGAGCAUCUCACACAAAGCCGGCCUAGGUGUCUGCUCAUAUCUGGAUAGUUUACUGCUAUCUUCAGCGGCAUUCCGGUCACUGGCUCAAAGUGGCCAUAGUGCGCUGAACCUGGAAAUUGCUUAUUCAUCUUUUUGCGGGUUGUCGAAUGGUACUGCUACGCCUGGACAUAUUUUGGCACUCAAGCGUAUUCAGCGUAUUCGCUGGAUAACUCUGAAACACCCAGUGGCCAGCAAGGUGCAAGCAUUGGUCACAUUUGAGAACCCGGCACAUGACGAUCGAAAUGUUUUACUGCCGAUGUUCAUAACCACUGCAAAACAACAGAUUCAGCCACUCAUUCACUUACUGCGGCAUUCCGGUCACUGGCUCAAAGUGGCCAUAGAUGCACUGAACCUGGAAAUUGCUUAUUCAUCUUUUUGCUGGUUGUCGAAUGGUACUGCUACGCCUGAACAUAUUUUGGCACUCAAGCGUAUUCAGCGUAUUCGCUGGACAACUCUGAAGCGCCUAAUGGUCAGCAAAGUGCAAGCAUUGGUCACAUUUGAGAAGUAUGACGCAGCGAGUACAAGACUUCUUAAAAAUAAAACGUAA